This is a messenger RNA of Prorocentrum cordatum, 586 nucleotides long. The record is from the annotation of a GenBank genome assembly. NCBI's taxonomy places the organism in Eukaryota, Dinophyceae, Prorocentrales, Prorocentraceae.
GGCGGGUGCGGCCGCGGAGGGGCGCCCGCGCCUGGAGCACGUGGACUUUGCGCUGCGGGUGCUGCUCCUGCUGCUGUUCUUCCUGGGGAUCCUGCCCUGGAGGAUGGGGGAGCCCGCGUGGAACACGCUCGCGGACGUGCGCGCCUGGGGACCGCUGCUGAUACUGCUGGCGCUGUUCCUGAGCCGGGCCAGCCACUACUGGCUGACUGGUGCUGCAGGGCGGACGAGCCCGCCCGGUGCUGCUGCUGCUGCUGCUGCUGCAGGCGCCGGGCGGGCGCGGCGGCCGCGCCAGCGGGCGACCCGCAUGGCGCGCCCAAGGCGGCCACGGCGGCCGCCCCCGCCAAAGUGGUGGAGCACUAUCGGAGUUUCUGAAGACUUGCCGCAACUUGUUCUGCCUCCUCAGCCUGAUUUCCUUCCCGUGGGUGAGCUGCAUCUGGGGAGCCCGCUGCUACUUGUGGUUCCUGGCGCCGGCGAACGUCGGGCGCGAGCGGGACUGCUGGAAUUUGGCCCAGGGCGCCCCCCCCGAGAGCGCCUCCGCCGCGAGUGGCGCUGCAAGCGUGGACGCCUACGCUUGCUUGUUUUUUGA